AUGAAAUUAAGGCGCAGGAAAUGUAUUAUACCUUCGUGCGCCUCACACCAUAGAGUUGAUGAAAAUGAACCUUAUUGUUGUGCAAAUACGCAAGAAGAAGAAUCAGCAUGGUCACAUAACUCUGCUCACGUAACAUCACACCUAGCUCAGUGCUUUCCUCAUGCUAUGGUUGGACCACGAGCAUGGAUAGGAGGAUUCUUUAGCCGCUCGAGCAAUAAAAAGUUUGGAAGUGACAAGUAUCUUAACUACACCUUGACUCCUAUUCAGGAAGAAAGGCUGCAAAGACUUCAAGAACGGUUACGAGUACCUUUUGACGAGUUACGAACUGAUCAUCAAGAAGCUCUGAAGGCCUUGUGGGAUGCUGCCUUUCCCAAUAUUAAGCUUAGAGGCUUGAUCUCUGAGCAGUGGAAAGAUAUGGGCUGGCAAGGGGCAAAUCCGUCAACCGACUUCAGGGGCUGUGGAUUCCUUUCGCUCGAGAACUUGCUAUUUUUCGCGAGAAAUUAUCCGGCUACUUUCCAUAGGUUACUUCUAAAACAAGGUGGAGAACGCGCUAAAUGGGAAUACCCGUUUGCGGUAGCUGGCAUUAACAUUACUUUUAUGCUGAUUCAGAUGCUCGACUUACACUCAGAAAAACCAAGAUGUCUUCCUGGACUUAAUUUUAUUAAGUUGUUAGAAGAAGAUGAAGAUGCAUUUGAUAACCUCUAUUGUAUAGCUUUUGCAAUGGUGGACGCUCAGUGGCUUGCCAUGCAUGCUUCAUAUAUGGAGUUCAAUGAGGUGCUACAAGUAACAAGAACACAAUUGGAGAGAGAAAUGUCUUUAGAAGAUAUUAACAGGAUACACGACCUUCCAGCUUAUAACAUGUUGCAUCAACAGUGA
Molecule: messenger RNA, 876 nt
Organism: Striga hermonthica
Lineage: Eukaryota; Viridiplantae; Streptophyta; Magnoliopsida; Lamiales; Orobanchaceae
Source: the annotation of a GenBank genome assembly